Messenger RNA from Ostrea edulis (European flat oyster), 894 nucleotides. RefSeq names its product ankyrin repeat domain-containing protein 17-like. Gene Ontology annotation, cellular component: cytoplasm. Gene Ontology annotation, molecular function: protein binding. The record is from RefSeq and is a predicted model, not a curated record. NCBI's taxonomy places the organism in Eukaryota, Metazoa, Mollusca, Bivalvia, Ostreida, Ostreidae. The coding region runs from base 1 to 894 and encodes 297 amino acids. The transcript is spliced from 3 exons.
AUGUUAAACGGGAAUACACCACUGACAGCUGCAAGUAGGGCAGGAUAUGUGAGUGUGAUACAUGAGCUGGUGAAUGUGGGGGCUAAUGUCAAUCUACAGGAUAAUUCCGAGAAUACACCACUCACAGCAGCACGUAAGGCAGGACGUAUGCUUGUGAUACAGGAGCUGGUGAAGAUGGGGGCUGUUGUCAAUCUACAGUAUAAUCCAAGGAAUACACCACUCACUGCUGCAAGUAAGGCGGGACAUGUGAGUGUGGUGGAGGAGCUGUUGAAGGUGGGUGUUGAUGUCAAUCUACAGGAUAAUCCCGGGAAUACACCAUUCACAGCUGCAAGUAAGGCAGAACAUGUGAGUGUGUUGAAAGUGCUGGUGAAGGUGGGUGCUGAUGUGAAUCUACAGGAUAAUCCCGGGAAUACACCACUCACAGCUGCAAGUAAGGCAGGACAUGUGAGUGUGGUGGAGGAGCUGGUGAAGCUGCAAGUAAAGGAGGACGUGAUUGUGGUGGACAAGCUGGUGAAGGUGGGGACUGAUGUCAAUCUACAGGAUAAUGACGGGAAUAGUCCUCUGAAAGCUGCAAGUAAGGCAGGACAUGUGAGUGUGGUGGAGGAGCUGGUGAAGGCGGGAGCUGAUAUCAAUCUACAGAAUUAUGACGGGGAUACACCACUGACAGCUGCAUGUGAGUUAGGGCAUGUGAGUGUGGUAGUAGAGCUUGUGAAGGCAGAGGCUGAUGUCAAUCUACUGGAUAAUGAGCUGGUAAAGGCGGGGGCUGAUAUCAAUCUACAGGAUAAUGACGGGAAUACACCUCUGACAGUUGCAUGCGAGGGAGGACAUCUGAGUGUGGUGGAGGAGCUGUUGAAGGUGGGGCGAAGAAGAGCUCUGGAACAUGUUCACAAAUGA